AUGCGACGUGAUUUCACUUGGACAUUUACCGUGGCCAACGUGAAGGUACCCAUCCUUGGCGUGGAUUUCCUGGCGCAUUAUGCACUGGCGGUCCAUAUGAACCCUAGGACUCUGUCCGAUACGACUAUGAAUCUCCGUGUCUUAGGUACCCCUACACGUCAAGGCUCCACAGGAAUCAGCGUCGCAACAUGCCAUGGUCGCGAGUACUUAGAUCUCCUGACACAGUUCACGGAUAUAACGCUGCCACUCCAAACGUUUUCAAAACCAACAUCUCCUUUCGUCGAGGAACUCCGCCACAAAAUGGCCCGGCUUAAAUAUGCAACUCCGCGACAGCAACCGGUGAAAUCGUACAUCCCUCAACACUUGCGGGAUUGCAAAUUCGUCUUCGUACGGAACGACGCCGUGAGACGACCACUCACGCCGGCAUACCAAGGUCCUUUUCAGGUUCUUCGGCGCACCGACAAGCACCUUACGAUCAAGCGCGCCAACUCGACCGACACCAUCGCGAUCGAUCGGAUCAAGCCUGCUUUUCUGGAGAAGCGACAGUAUGACGCAAACCCGGCUCUGCGGCCCCCUAAUGCUAUUCCAGCGCACCCGGCAGACAUCAAACGACACCCCAGCGACUCCUGUGCAGCAAACCAGAUCCGCAUAUCCGGUCUCUUUCAUACUUUGCAUUUGCUUGGCAUAACACGUUUUCGUGUCUCUCUGAAAGACUUAAAAAUGCGUUACGUGGCCGCUUAUCUUCUUGCCACUCUUGGAGGUUCUAAGAACCCCACAGAGUCAGAUAUUGAAAAAAUUCUUGGCAGUGUGGGUAUUGAGGCUGAAAGCGAUAAAAUGAAAGCUGUUGUUUCUUCUCUCAAAAAUUUAAAUGCAAUCUCAAUCAUUAUCUUCUGUUUUAAUUCUUUUUUUUUUUUUUUUUUUUUCUCUCUGUCUGCCUAUCUCUGCCUGUCUGUCUAUCUCUGCCUGUCUGUCUAUCUCUGCCUAUCUGUCUAUCUAUCUGUCUAUCUAUCUAUCUAUCUCUGCCUGCCUGUCUAUCUCUGCCUGCCUGUCUAUCUCUGCCUGCCUGUCUAUCUCUAUCCUAUCUAUCUCUCUUAUGCCUGCCUAUCUAUCUAUCUAUCUAUCUAUCUAUCUCUGCCUGUUAUCUAUCUCUGCCUGUCUAUCUAUCUAUCUGUCUAUCUAUCUCUGCCUGUCCAUCUAUCUAUGCCCGUCCUAUCUCUGCCUUUCCAUCUAUCUCUGCUAUCUAUCUAUCUCUGCCUGUCUAUCUAUCUCUGCCUGUCUAUCUAUCUCUGCCUGUCUAUCUAUCUCUGCCUGUCUAUCUAUCUCUGCCUGUCUAUCUAUCUCUGCCUGUCUAUCUAUCUCUGCCUGUCUAUCUAUCUCUGCCUGUCUCUAUCUAUCUCUGCCUGUAUUGAGUCUGCCUGUCUAUCUAUUCUCUAUGUCCUAUCUAUUUCUGCCUGUCUAUCUAUCUCUCCUGUCUAUCUGUUCAUAUCUAUCUAUCUCUCCUGUCUAUCUAUCUCUGCCUAUCAUCUCCGCUCUGCCUGUCUAUCUAUCUCUGCCUUUUCCAUCUAUCUAUCCUAUCUAUCUAUCUAUCUCUGCCUGCUAAUCUAUCUAUCUGCCUGUCUAUCUAUCUCUGCCUGUCUAUCUAGUUAUCUGCCUGUUCAUCUAUCUCUGCCUGUUCCAUCUAUCUCUGCCUGUCUAUCUAUCUCUGCCUCUAUCUAUCUAUCUCUAUCUAUCUAUCUAUCUAUCUAUCUCUGCCUGUUCAUCUAUCUCUAUCUAUCUCGCCUCUAUCUAUCUAUCUAUCUAUCUCUGCCUAUCUCAUCUAUCUAUCUAUCUCUGCCUGUCUAUCUAUCUCUGCCUGUCUAUCUAUCUCUGUCUGCUUGGUAUGAAAUGGUUUUGAAAAAAUACCUUUCUGAAAUUUUAGGUCAACAGAAACUUGCCUCUGUCCCAUCUGGUGGUGUAGCUGUCUCUGCUGCUGGAGCUCCUGCUGCUGCUGCUGACUCAUCUGCUGCCCCUGCCAAAGAAGAAGCCAAGAAAGAAGAAAAGAAAGAAGAAUCAGAAGAAUCAGAUGAAGACAUGGGUUUUGGACUCUUCGAUUAA
Messenger RNA from Acanthosepion pharaonis, 2094 nucleotides. The record is from the annotation of a GenBank genome assembly. Lineage: Eukaryota; Metazoa; Mollusca; Cephalopoda; Sepiida; Sepiidae.